CUUUUCUCCAUUGCUUUCCAUGAAGGUUGCUUUCACUCCAAACAAACCCUUUUCUCUCUAAUUCUCUCUUUCUCACCUUAGACCCUUUAAAGAAUUGGGGAGUUCUUCCCUAGUUUACCAUAACAUUUCUCAUAAAGAAAAUUAUUAAGGUUUGGUAUUCUUCAAAAUCUCCAUUCAUGGCUGACGAGCGUGAAGAUCAAGCUACCAAGGAGCCAAGUAGUCAAGCAGCAGAAGACCAAGACUUUGCCCUAGCCAUGGCUUUGCAGGAGCAAGAGAGGUCUUCGUCCACAGAGCCCGAGGCCUCCACCACUGAUGAAAGCGAAGACUCCAACUACGACUACGACCACGAAGACUACGAGUUCUUCUUCGAUUCCAAUGGAUUCGAAGCCGAGCUAAGGUUUCUAGACGAAGAGGAUCAGGACGAGGACGAUGAUGAAAACAUGGAGGAUUACGAUGACGACGAAGAAGAUGAUGAUGAUUUGGAUGUGGACGUGUUGACUUAUGAAGAGUUGAUUGCUUUGGGAGAGUUCAUAGGAGUUGAGCAGAGAGGGCUCUCUCCCAAUGAAAUAUCUUCAUGUUUGAAACCAGUUACUGUUAGUAAUAGCCAGAUGAUGAAGAUGAAGAUGAAGAAUAAUAAUGGUGUUGAUCGGUGUGUGAUUUGCCAGGUUGAGUAUGAUGAAGAUGAACAGUCUUUGGUUGAGCUUCCAUGUGAGCAUCCUUACCAUUCACAGUGCAUAACUAAGUGGCUUCAGAUCAAGAAAUCUUGCCCUAUUUGCAGCUAUGAAGUUUCAUCCUCAUCUGCUUCGUCUUCCUCACCUAAUCACAAGAACACUAAUAAUAAUAGUACUUGUUGAUUAAUGUUGUGUUUUUUUUAUUUAUUGGGUUAUUAAUUAAUUAAUUAAUUAAUUGAUUGAUUGAUUGUUUGAUUCUA
Humulus lupulus (European hop) is the source of this 931-nucleotide messenger RNA. RefSeq names its product E3 ubiquitin ligase BIG BROTHER-related-like. The record is from RefSeq and is a predicted model, not a curated record. Bases 177 to 854 code for a protein of 225 amino acids. The transcript has a single exon. NCBI's taxonomy places the organism in Eukaryota, Viridiplantae, Streptophyta, Magnoliopsida, Rosales, Cannabaceae.